This is a messenger RNA of Lentinula edodes (shiitake mushroom), 777 nucleotides long. RefSeq lists its product as uncharacterized. The transcript has 5 exons. Lineage: Eukaryota; Fungi; Basidiomycota; Agaricomycetes; Agaricales; Omphalotaceae. The record is from RefSeq and is a predicted model, not a curated record. Bases 269 to 709 code for a protein of 146 amino acids.
GCCUGAAUGCCUGCAGCUGAGGAUGAUUCUAUCAAUUCCAAUAUUUCACGGGAAGGAAUUUGGAAACUGCAUGCAUAAAGGAAUUUUCUUUUGCGAUCAGGAUCGCUUCGGGCGCGGAGUAAUCAUUUCUUACUAAAAUACUCAAACGCCGCCCGAGUCCUCCCGAUUCCUUCAAGGCUGACAUUGACAAGAGGAACAACAAUUUUGCGUACGGAUCCACAUAAUCCAAUUGGUCGCUUAUCGUAAGAUCUAACCGAGAGCUUCGGAAAUGCGUGUUACUUACAUAGCACUUCGAGUCCCGAUCGCUGUGAUCGUUUUCGUGAAUCAAACGGCGACUGUUCCCACCUUCUCCAACGAUCACACCACGUCAAGAAAAGGAAUUGAAACGAGACGGGACGAGACUACCACUGGCAUCUCAAUGAUUCGUGACAUCCCCCCUCACUACCCCCCAGCACGCCCAAACCUUAAAGCCUUCCGCGCGCCGGACAAAUCCCAGUCAAAAUUCUUUUAUUUGUUGUGGCGGAUCCAGAUGUGGGUAGAAGGAACGUUUGGGCUUGCAGUGCUUGAGCCUUGGGAGAAGGCUUUACUUCUGAUGAUAUUCCUGAUUACCAGUAUACUGCUAGUUACUGGGAUCAUCCGAUUCCUCCCCCAACAUAUGUUAGAUGUCAAGGGAAGAGUAGUGUACUAUCUGUUUGGUGAUGGGAUUUGAAAGCCUCGGGACCAGGCAUGACAGCGGCAAGUGCAGAUACUGAUCCCAGGGAGUUUGAAGAAAACAGU